Molecule: messenger RNA, 1377 nt
Organism: Saccostrea cuccullata (small rock oyster)
Lineage: Eukaryota; Metazoa; Mollusca; Bivalvia; Ostreida; Ostreidae
Exons: 3
Coding region: 66-677 (203 amino acids)
Source: RefSeq, a predicted model, not a curated record
UAUUUCAUGCAGCUGCACGUAAUGCAUAUCGUGUAUGGUUGUUUUUCGUCUUUGCUUUAGCAUCUAUGUUUUAUAUUUCAUGCUGCUCAGAUCAAGGAUUUUACAAGGAAAACUUUAGAAUGAUGAAUCUGGAAAACGUAGCGGCGCUCGUUCUGUUCUUCGUGGAGUGCUAUCAUGUCUGUGGUCAUCUGAGCAUCGCUUUCAGGAUCCGAAUGCUCCCUCGGAAGGACCUGUACCGGAUCCGUUUCUACAUUCUCCUGGAUCCGGUGUCGGGAAUUUUGACUACCUUUGUGUUCCUUCAGAGGAUUCAAUGGUUGUCAGUGCUCCAUUUUCUGCAACAAUUGUAUUACUUCCUUUUCUGGGAAAAGACAAGACACGCCAAAAAAAUCUUAAGUUGGAGCUCUCUAGACUGGACUGCCAGUAAAUUGAAGGAGGAGUGGCAUUUUGAAUCCAUUCUGGGGUUAUCUUUCGACACAGGUGUUCAUGUCACCAUGGCUUUCUUUCUCAGCCAAUACUUGUCGACGGUACAAAUCUUCGUUUGUCUGUUUUUGGUACAGUGCCUCGCAUUGGUUGUUCUUUGUGGACCUUGGUACGCCUGGAGUUCCCCUUCGGCCAUCCCAAAGUGGGUCCAAAAGAGGAUUCGUCCAUUGAGCAAGGAAGAAUGGAAAACGUCUUAACCAGUCAUUCCUUAGUUCUGGAUUGAAUUGCCCUCACUCUUGGUGUAAUUUUGUUAAUCAUUCUCAGUAUUGUGAUCUUUAGUUAUUUAUUUUCUGUAAGGUUAAAUAUCCCUCCACUUCAUAUUUCACCAUUUCCCCCUUAUAUUCCCAACCUUGAUUUUCAUUAACAAUGACAUUAGAUUCAUAUGGAAAGUAGUUUAAUAUAUCAAGCUUUUCUUACCUUUUCAAAAAGUAAUAUUUCGUCUGAACAUGAUAUGAAGAAAAUUGGGUAAUGGUUAUUUGAAAGAUCAACAUUGUUUUAUCUCGCAAUAAAAAUAAAUCUGAGAUACAUGUGUAUAUAAAAUUAAUACUUGUAGUAUUUACUUUCAAACGUAAUGUAAUUCAUAUUAGAAAAUAUAAUAAAGCGUUGCUUUUUAAAUCAGAAAAUUACAUAUCGUGUUUGUGCAAAAUCUGUUCUGGUGAAAAGAAAAUUAAGUACUAAUUGAUUAUAAAAUUCCUUCAUUUGAAAUCUGCAACAAUUUAAAGACAUAUGUUAAGAGAAUAUCUCAAUUUUCCUAGGAACUGAUUAUAAUUUUUGUAAGGUAAACUAUUUUAGUAAUUGAUAAAAAUAUCAGCAAAAUUUAAAGAAAUCAAUAUUUGUAUGAUAGAAUUGAUUUGAAUUAGUUAACUUUAAAAUAAAUUCUGGAAAGACAUUUAAUUA